Anopheles stephensi (Asian malaria mosquito) is the source of this 1130-nucleotide messenger RNA. Its product is annotated as farnesol dehydrogenase-like. NCBI's taxonomy places the organism in Eukaryota, Metazoa, Arthropoda, Insecta, Diptera, Culicidae. The record is from RefSeq and is a predicted model, not a curated record. The coding region runs from base 326 to 1063 and encodes 245 amino acids. Gene Ontology annotation, molecular function: oxidoreductase activity. The transcript is spliced from 3 exons.
AAGUUACAGAGCCAACACUGAUCACUCUGAUGAUCAACCACAACCAGGUUAAGAAACACUGACACUCAAUGCUCAGAAAGCUACCGCAACAGGUAAUGUCGACUGCCUAAAACGUGGUGGACAACCCACGGCUCAACCAAUCAGUCGAUAGCUGAUCCCCCUCCCUGAGUCGUCGUUUCACCAAGGGCCACCUGCUUCCCUUCGUCCCAGACAAAAAGCGGUAUCGCUCGACCACCAUCGAUUCAGUUGCGUAUGACUAUCGGUGCUGCUCGGUGUUGUGAAUUUGACGUGAAAUCUACUAUUGAGUGCGUGCACCCCAUUCGCCAUGGAACGUUGGAAUGGUAAGGUGGCCGUUGUGACCGGUGCUAGCUCCGGUAUUGGGGCGGCCAUUGUGAAGGAUCUUGCCAAAGCUGGCAUGAUAACGAUCGGACUAGCCCGGCGCGUUGAACGUGUGGAGCAGCUCAAGAAGGACCUACCGAAGGAGGCGGCCGCACGGCUAUAUGCGAUGAAGUGUGACGUUUCCGUGGAGACCGACAUCGAGCGAACGUUCCAGCGCAUCCACGAUACGCACGGUGGUGUGGACGUGCUGGUGAAUAAUGCUGGCAUACUGCGGACAAACAAUCUGCUCGAUGUUGGCACGACGCCUGAUCUGCGGGCGGUGUUAGAUACGAACGUAACCGGGCUGGUGCUUUGCAGCCAGUGGGCCUACAAAUCGAUGGUGGAACGAAAAGUUGCGGGCCACAUCGUACACAUCAACAGUAUCGCCGGCCAUACUGUGCCAAACUAUCCGAAGAUGAACAUCUACCCUGCCACGAAGCAUGCGGUUACGGCCCUGACGGAAGUUAUGCGGCAGGAGUUGCGAGAAGCCGGAACGAAGAUUAAAGUGACGAGCAUUAGCCCCGGUGGAGUGCGGACAGAAAUUUUCGACGGCAUGGAGAUUCCGGAAGAUAUGCCACUGCUCGCGUCGGAAGACAUCUCGGAAGCCGUGCUGUACGUACUCGGUACGCCACCCCACGUACAGGUGCACGAACUUAUCAUCAAACCCAACGGGGAAGUUUUCUAAACAGCCAAUGUCACAAUCGGCAAGGUGUGAAAAUAAAGUAGGCUUUGUAUGUUAUAAUCGGAACGCA